Molecule: messenger RNA, 2481 nt
Organism: Penicillium taxi
Lineage: Eukaryota; Fungi; Ascomycota; Eurotiomycetes; Eurotiales; Aspergillaceae
Product: Concanavalin A-like lectin/glucanases superfamily
Exons: 4
Coding region: 1-2481 (826 amino acids)
Molecular function (GO): carbohydrate binding; oxidoreductase activity
Source: RefSeq, a predicted model, not a curated record
AUGGCCAAGUCUAAGCUCGAACAGACGACCGCGAAGGAUUUCAAGUAUUUUCCCAUCAAGGGGAUUCCUGUGAACUCUGCCGCUGGUGGCGAAUUGGGUUUUGAUACUGAGGUCCCCAUCCGGCAAAACAUCGACUCAUGGAGUAAAAAUCCUGCUAAUGACAAGCAAGUCACUCUAUUCGUCUUGGCCUUGAAGCUUUUCCAAGAGCUCGAUCCUGCAGACCGAGACUCGUACUUCCAGAUUGCCGGCAUUCAUGGGCAGCCUAACGUACCUUGGGAUGAACCAAUCGAUAGCGCAGAUGCCUUGAACAAAGGAUACUGUACUCAUAACAACAUCUUGUUCCCGGUUUGGCAUCGUGCGUACCUUGCACUCUACGAGCAACGAAUUUGGGAGAUCAUGAUCAAGAAGGUAGUUCCCCAGUUCACUAAGGACCGGGCCAGUUGGGAAGCUGCCGCCCAGACCUGGCGACUUCCAUUUUGGGACUGGGGUAUCUCUUCCUCGGUGCCCGACCUGUGCAAGUAUCCCAUCUUUGUUGUGCCGGCAUAUGAUGGCAAGGGUGUAAGGAGUAUAAACAACCCGUUGUUCCAGUUCCAUAUGCCGACCGAUCAGCCCAUGUCGACUGCUGGUGUUGAUAACUUCAAGGACCCGUGGGUUCCGAAUAAUAAAGGAGAAAUUCUUUUUUUCGGUGAAUGUAUUGGCACAAGUCGCUGGCCUCAAGAGGGCGAUAACGCCUCUGGAAGUGCGGCGUGGAAGCUCGGUGUAGUGAACAACUACAAAGUCCAGGAUGCUCUGAAGAAGCCCUCAUGGUUGGAUGAUUCACCUUACGGUCAGCCUGCAGAGAUGGUAUUCCGUCUGCUCACUAUUCCCAUGGAAUAUUCGACGUUUGCAACCACUGCUCAACUGUCUGGGGACGUCAAGAAUGACAACAACCUCGAGUACAUUCAUAACAACAUCCACGGUUGGGUAGGAGGUGAUUUCAAUGGACACAUGUCUCAGAUUCCAGUCGCAACGUUCGAUCCUAUUUUCUGGCUUCAUCAUUGUAAUAUCGAUCGCCUGUUUGCUUUAUGGCAGGGAAAGAACCCCGACAAGUGGUUUGAGGAACUCGAGGGGGACAAGGUCAACAAAUUUUUCCAGGAGAUCAUCGGUAUGGAUAUUGGUGACAAAAUAACCGAGAACACCAAGCUACGGCCGUUCCACAAGGACGUUGAUGGAACUGUAAUGACACCUGUCGAUGUCCGCUUCCCUUACAGCCUUGGUUACACAUACCCUGAGUUACAGACAUGGAAGUACGACCCUCCAGGCUAUAGCGCCAGUGGCUUUAUCCAGGACCUCAACAAAAGCAUCAACGAUCUUUACGGGUUGUCCAGAAAAGAGCUGAUUGAUGCUUCCUCUGCCCUCAAAGGAGUUGAGUACAAUGAGGACGGGACCAAAUCUCUGGACUUUUCAUUAAGUAUCCGUUAUCGAAAAUAUGCCUUUGGUGGCGAUCCAUUUUGGAUCCGAAUUUUCCUCUCCCAGGAUGGGAAGACGCAGAACCCAACUACAGACUUUGUCACUGAGGUGUACAACUUCAGUCAAAAGCCAGAGGAGCGUUCAGGAAAGCUGGCAUGCAGUAACUGCAAGGACAACCAAACCGCGAACAUCAAGUCUACUGCGAACAUCUCUCUCACUCCGGUGCUGAUCAGCAUCAUAAAGGCAGGCAAAGGUGAAGACCUGGCUAGUCUUAGCAGAGAUGACGUUCUCACCUACCUCAAGGAAAGGGCGUACUGGAGAGUGUUCAAGGGAGGUGUAGAGUUGCCUCGAAACCAGCUUGACCCUCUCGACCUCGAAAUCGUCGGAAGUACCAACAACUCGACCAAUUUCAAGGACGCGACCAAGGCCCCUCUACUGGAGAACUUCAAAGAAGAGCCAGCUAUCUCUGGAGGAGCCGACGGAGCGUUGGAUCCGAAGCUCAAGCAACCCAUGACAACCCCACCACCAGAGGUGCCAAAUAUCCCUAAGGCAUCCCUGAAGCUCAACUCUUUCCUGCCAUUCCCAUCGGAUCUGAAGACUGACAGCGUGGUGAUCAUCGAUUCAUCUAGCCUGGACAUAACUCCCGUCAAGACGUCUGGUAUUGACAACACCCAAGUGUGGUUCUCAGAUACUAAGAGCGGAGACGGUAACAUCGUCUUCUUACUCUCAAUUCGCAGAGCAGAGAAGCAGAUUGUCUUCAAUACAUGCUUGGAGAACAAAUGGGGCGAAGAAGUUCGCGUUGCGCUGGAAAACAGGUUCAAGGGAACCACACCAUCUAUCCUCGUUCAUGAUCAGGGAGAUGGUUACGAAGUGUUCAUCGACUGGAGACACGUUGCAUGGUUUGAGAAACGGGCUAAGGACAAGGUGGCACGCUCUGUGUCAUACACUGUCAAUGAUGGACAGGCACCUGUGCUGGCUACUCAACUGAAGGUGAAGGUCUAUGACUCUAUGGGAGCAAUGUUCCAGCAUUAG